AUGCAGAGACGCUUCAGCGAUUCCCGCCCCUUCAAGCAGAGGAAAAGUUUAGGCAAUCGAACGCGUGAAGUGGCUGAAAUCAGGGAAAGGUAUCCAAGGAAGAUCCCGGUGGUGGUGGAGCGCUACCAUAAGGAAAGAGAGCUUCCCCUACUGGACAGGACCAAGUUCUUGGUCUCUCAGGACCUGUCCUUGUCUCAGUUCUCCCUCACUCUCAGGUCCCGCCUCUCCCUGUCGGCCACCCAAGCCUUCUACCUCCUGGUGAACAAUAAGAGCCUGCCCUGUCUGAGCCUAACCAUGAUGGAUAUCUACAAUGACAGCAAAGACGAAGACGGCUUCCUCUACAUAACAUAUGCUUCUCAAGAGAUGUUUGGCAACUGUUGCUGUUACCAAGGUCAAUGAGAUGUUGCAGUCACAAGGCCUACACAGCUGUCUCAGGGGAGACACCGCUUCUUGUGAAUGAGAAGGACGUUUAAAAAUGUCUUUGUGAGAGCGUCAUGGUGGUGUAAUUUGUGGUAGGGCAGAAUCUGAUAUUGUGGCUCUCUGUCCUCCGAGCUGUUUAACUGCCAUCUACUUUUUACAAUGGCUCUUGUGGGUCACGAUGCUCAAAGGUUCCUUUCAUCAGCUCCGUAGAGCCGAUACCGUUCAUCUUUCUUUUUUUUAAACACUCUUGUGCCGUAGCUAACCUUUUUAAAAUAGAGCUUCACUUCAUCCAUGUUUUGCGCACCUGGGCUGACUUCUUUUUUAAAAACCAUGCUGAUGGAGAUCCUGGGGAGAGUUCCACUGGAAGAAACUUUUUAACUGCACAACUGUUUGGUUACUACAUCUGGUUUUUUUAAAUGAAAGAAUAGAACCUUUUUCCUAUGAGACUACAAUAAAUAAAUAAAUGGACCUGAUGCUUUGA
Molecule: messenger RNA, 901 nt
Organism: Sphaerodactylus townsendi
Lineage: Eukaryota; Metazoa; Chordata; Lepidosauria; Squamata; Sphaerodactylidae
Product: microtubule-associated proteins 1A/1B light chain 3C-like
Exons: 4
Coding region: 1-399 (132 amino acids)
Biological process (GO): autophagosome assembly; autophagy of mitochondrion; macroautophagy
Cellular component (GO): cytosol; autophagosome; autophagosome membrane
Molecular function (GO): ubiquitin protein ligase binding
Source: RefSeq, a predicted model, not a curated record